Messenger RNA from Ectocarpus sp. CCAP 1310/34, 1680 nucleotides. The record is from the annotation of a GenBank genome assembly. NCBI's taxonomy places the organism in Eukaryota, Phaeophyceae, Ectocarpales, Ectocarpaceae.
UCGCGAGCACGGGGGCAGGGAGGGAGAGAGGGUGCACAGAACGAUCUGGAGGACCGCUGAGUGGCAGUGAUGGCGUCUCGCUCAAAUGAUGACGCCCGGCGGGAAGCGGCCCUCGAGUUGAGCCGGCUCCCAGUCCUCGAAUACGUGCGGGAAAAAAGCAGGGGCAAAUUCGGCGCGGCGGUCACGCUUCUGAACGUGGUGGUCCUAGUGGUUCUGUUCGUGGCCUGGCUCCACUCUUGCUCCACGUUCCACGCGGUCCUGCCCAGCGACUCCGGACCCUCCUCCGACUUGGACUAUGUCCCGCCGGCCCUGGCUAAGCUAGAGGGUGAGGCCGGGGUGACCAUCACCGAAAGAACGCUCAUUUACUACAGCGACACUGACACCUUCAACCGUACCUUUAAUGGCGUGAUAAGCAACUUCUGGCAGCCCGUAUCAUACACCUGUGGCUGCACCUCCGACUCCGAGUGCACGUUCAGGUCAUGUGGAGGAACACUACCCAUCAACGUGACAUACGAGCAGUGCACUCCUUGGCAAGAGGCGCUGGCGCUGGCGACGGGGGUAAUGGUUUAUUUUAACCUGGGCAUCACACUUUUGAUCGCCGUGCCGAUUCUGUUCUGCUUUCCCGGGAUCAGGAAGAGGGGCGUCGACGGCAGAGCCGUGGAACUCAAUCGCUGGCAUUACGCCAAAAUUUGCGGCGGUGCGGUGUGGGAGUCAAUAGUAUGACCCAAAGCGUUCCGCAAUAUCCAACACGGAAAUGAUCAAACUGCGUGUCCGCUUUCCCUGCCCAAAAGUCGUCUGGAACACCAUCUGUAAGUAAGUCCCGUUGGCGUAAUCGGCGUAUGUAGAGUUUCACCGUUGUGUUUUCCUUACGUUUAGUUUCGUUGGAGUUCAUCUUUUGCGAAAUUGCGCCUUUCAUUCAAGAUGGUUCCUUGCAACCUUCUAGCUCCCAGGUGACGGGUUCGAAUCUCGGCGAGAGCGUUUUUUUUCUCAAUUUCGUACCUGGUGGCGGAAAGCAGUAAAAUGCUGAAAAGCUUCGUGAGUAGGCAAAAUUCGACUUUAUCGUCGACGAGGGAAAGGGACGUUGCCGUUGUUGAUGUCGGCGUUGCUGCUGAGCUCAGGGGAAGUCGGGGAUGACUCCGUUUCGCCGGCAGACCCGCUGUCAUGCGCAAGUUCAACUGGCGAAUUGUCGCCGUUAGACGACCAGUCGCUCCCCGUUGUUGUAAUGGGGGUUCACCAUUACCCAUGAAGUCGUGGUUGGAGAUGGUUGUCCUCGUGGUGCUGCUCUUGCCACUCGUUCUCCUCUUCGUCGCUGCUGCUGUCGUUCUGACGCUGACGUUUGACUUGCUCGUUUUGAACCGCGCGAAGCACAUACCUCACCUUCUUGAGCUGGCAUCUAUAUAGUUUGAUCUCGAUGAGGAUUCGUUUCAUCUCGAUCAGAUAUUCUUCGGUCUGGUCGAGGGCAGGUUGGGAAUGAAGGCCAACGCGUCGAGGUUGUCCAUGACAAUGAAUGAAGUCCUGAUAAAGGUCUGUUUUGUAGAGGAGAGGUUGAAAUGAAGUGCGUACGCUCGUGCGGACGUUUUUUUGAAGCUCCCCGCCGUCGUCGGUAGGUAUCUUCGGUGAAGACGCAAAUAACCCAGCUGGAAACGAGUCGCUUGCUGCUUGAAAUUUUUAAGAGACCGU